Cheilinus undulatus (humphead wrasse) is the source of this 2541-nucleotide messenger RNA. RefSeq names its product dynein axonemal assembly factor 10 (gene dnaaf10). Gene Ontology annotation, molecular function: ubiquitin binding. NCBI's taxonomy places the organism in Eukaryota, Metazoa, Chordata, Actinopteri, Labriformes, Labridae. The transcript is spliced from 8 exons. The record is from RefSeq and is a predicted model, not a curated record. Bases 173 to 1249 code for a protein of 358 amino acids.
ACGAUAUCGACGAUAAAUAUAUAUUUUUGGUCAGGCAUAUCUUUAGACAGCCGCACUCUUAGCUCGACUGUACGCUGGUGGAAAGUAGUUUGUUUUGGCAGCGAGCUGCUUUUAACCACCUCGAAUAUCCUGAGAUUAUUGAGUUUUACUAUUUCUCGCAAAAACAGCGAAGAUGUCAUCACCACUAGCAAAGCCUCAGAUUAUUGCGCAUAUUCAGAAAGGCUUAAAUUACACAGUUUUUGAUACUAAAUGGAUUCCUUGCAGCGCAAAGUUUGUCUGCCUCGGGAACUUUGCUAGAGGAACCGGAGUGAUGCAAAUAUAUGAGGUGCAGCACGGGGAGGCUCAACUUAUCAAAGAGAUAGAGAAACCUAAACCCAUAAAGUGUGGGACGUUUGGGGCCACUUCUCUCCAGCAAAGGCACAUUGCGACUGGGGAUUUUGAUGGGAAUCUCAAUAUAUGGAACCUGGAGAUGCCAGAAGUGCCUGUGUACUCUGUAAAAGCCCACAAAGAGAUCAUGAACAGUAUCGAUGGUGUUGGUGGUUUGGGGAUUGGCGAUGGCGCUCCAGAGAUAGUGACUGGAAGCAGGGAUGGGACAGUAAAGGUGUGGGAUCCCAGACAGAAAGACUCACCUGUAGCUAACAUGGAGCCAGUGGAAGGAGAAAACAAGAGGGACUGUUGGACUGUUGCAUUUGGUCACGCCUUCAAUGAUCAGGAUCGCUGUGUUUGUGCUGGCUAUGACAAUGGGGACAUCAAACUCUUCGACUUGCGUAAUAUGUCUCUACGAUGGGAAACAAACAUCAAAAAUGGGGUAUGCGCUGUAGAGUUUGACAGGAAAGACAUCAACAUGAACAAGCUGGUGGCCACCUCACUGGAGGGAAAAUUCCAUGUCUUUGACAUGAGAACCCAGCACCCCACCAAGGGCUUCACCUCUGUUUCCGAAAAGGCUCAUAAGUCGACCGUCUGGCAGGUGAAGCAUUUACCUCAAAACAGAGAAAUCUUUAUGACUACCGGGGGAGCAGGCAACCUUCAUCUAUGGAAAUAUGAGUAUCCGGCUCAGAGAAGCAAGAAAGACUUAGAUGGCAUAGAUGUAGGCGUAGCUGGCUCUGUCAACCUCCUGCAGAAUGUCACCGUGUCCACUCAGCCAAUCGCCAGCCUGGAUUGGAGCCCCGACAAGCAGGGCCUGUGUGUGUGUUCAGGCUUCGAUCAGUCUGUCCGAGUGCUCAUUGUCACCAAACUUAAUUCGGUGUGAAAAAGUAGACCAUAACAAAACCUGGGUGAUGCAGAUUUGCACUGCCUGAGAGGAAAUGUGUAACAACUGCAGACAUGCACCAGUAGUCUGUAACUCACUGCCCUUUUGUGGUGCUUUUAUAUGAAUAGACAACAACCUACCAUUGCUUGUCUAGGCAGCUGUCAGUCUAUAUUUUGUACAUUUGAUAACCAUCUCUAGACUUAUCUUGAGAGAAAAAAAAAGAAAGUCAAAUAAAUUAUAAAAUCUAUUGUUUGAUCAGUCUUUGUAAAUACUACUCCUGAUAAAUGUAGAAAGCUUGGCUGAUCCAUGUAGGCAGUGGAAAGAAAACACCCUGAUAUCACCAUUAUUCAUACAAGGAAAUGAGUCAUACACCCUCUAACUUUGAAUAAUAAAUUGGAGAUCGAGAUUUAUUUUCUUUUUCUAUUCCUGUUUUUGUAGAUGUUCACUGAAACACACCUCUUUUGUUGCACUAUUGGUGAAUUCCAAUUUUGUCUAUUGUCAAAGUUGUCAUUUUUGAUAUGUCAUUUUUAAUGAGAGCUUUCUGUUUCAAAUUAAAUGAUCCUUUGGAGAAAAAGGCAAUUUUUCUCAGUAUCAUCUCUCCAAUAACAAUGGCUGAUUUAUAACAUCAGAUCUGAGCAAGUUGAGGAAGAUGUCUACAUUCUCAAAACACACAAAACGAAUGUGCUGCUAAAGAUGAAAGAUGGUUUAUUUUGGAAUACAGUAAUCAAAAUCUGAUAAGUAAAGCAUUGUGUGCAUUUUUUAUAUCCAGCAUUUGAACCUGAAGUAGUCCUGUAGCUCCUGAUCAUCCUCUUGUCGAUCGUGGAUCUUAGCAUACACACUCUUCAGCAGCUUUGUCAUGCCCUUUUCAUCCAAGAUGUCAAUGUAUUUUUCAAUGCAACCUACAAACACAAAUUACUACAUUACAAUAAAUACAGUCACAUUAAAGAGGCUCUAACAAACAAAUGUUUUUUUAAUUGAAAAGUAAUUUGUACAUUUAAAAUGUGAAACAGCCUACAUGACACUUUUUUUACGAUAUUAUGAAGAGCUUUCCAUAUUCAUUAAUCCAACAUGUUUCAUACAUGUCCUCUAUGGAACAUGCUGUGCCAUCUAUGCAGGCAUGGCACCAGCUCAGUGUAAUGCAUCUCUAUUAAUAGUAUGCAUAGCACGUCAUGUGGAUUAGGCUGCAUGAUUCUAAUUCAACACUGUAAUAACAAAAUAGUUCAGUUUAGUCAAGGCCAUUACUCAGGAAAAAAGUAAGCAACUAAAAAUCAUUGCAGUAAAUCAUUUCUGUA